AGAGGAGGAGAGUUGAGUGAGUGAGAGAGAGAGAGAGAGAGAGUGAGAGAGAGAGAGAAAGAGAGAGAGAGAGAGACCUCGGCGGAGAGGAGGAGAGAGAGAGGGGAAGAGAGCUCCGUCUCUCCCGGUGCACUUGGCAGUCUAGUUGCGGGCUGCUGUGCUGUUGCUGUCGUGGCGUGGCUGGUCGCGCCAGGCGGGGAACUUCACCACACUGGAGCCCGGAGUUCCACUCUCUCACCUGCGCAGUUCGGAGCUGCCAUGGGUCUCUCGCCUGGAUUUACUGUCCUAAUUAUUUUACCGGCCUUUCUGCUGCACACCAGCGGCCUUUACAUCGCCAGUAGCGUCGACUCCCUGCAGCAUGUCCUGGGGGAGUAUGGACUGGUGAGGCCGAUCAGUGUGGACGCAGAGGGCCGCUUCCUGUCACACGCCGUCUCGGCUGGCCGCAUGGCAGGAGGGCAGUCCCGUAGGCGCCGGAGGAGGGAGGUAGGAGUAGGCAAUGAUGAGUGGGGAGGACCCAAAGGAGAGCCAGUGGCCUUUCGGGAAAGGCUUUACUACAACGUCACCCUCUUCGGCCGGGAGUUCCACCUGCGUCUGCGUCACAAUGCCAGGCUGGUGGCCCCCGGAGCCAAGAUGGAGUGGCAUGAUGACAGUGACAGUUCCCGGCACUCUGAACCGCUGCACGAUGAAUGCUUGUACGUGGGGGACAUCACAGACAUUCCAGGAGCCACUGUGGCUAUCAGCAACUGUGACGGCCUGGCUGGUAUGAUCAGGAUGGAGCAAGAGGAGUUUUUUAUCGAGCCGGUGGAGAGGGGCGAAGGAGUGAUAGAAGAGGAGGAGGAGGAGGAGGAGGGGGGAAGGACACACAUCGUCUAUCGCUCCUCAGCCGUAAAGAAAGCGCCCAUCAGCAGCACGACGGCAGACUACCACUCCAGAGGUGCUGAUCUCGGCGGUCUGAUGGACCUGGAGUCUCUGUACCGCGGUGUGGAGCAGAGUAUCAACCACACGCGAGCGGGGCGGAUGCGCAGACAGAGCCUUGACAGGGCCUACAACAUCGAGGUGCUGCUGGGCGUCGACGACUCUGUGGUCCAGUUUCACGGGAAGGAGCACGUCCAGAAGUACCUGCUCACACUCAUGAACAUAGUGAAUGAGAUCUACCAUGACCAGUCUUUGGGAGCAAAGAUCAACGUGGUGCUGGUGCGGAUUAUCAUGCUGGGCUACGGCAAGUCCAUGAGUCUGAUUGAACUGGGGAACCCAUCUCAGAGUCUGGAGAACGUGUGUCGCUGGGCCUUCCUGCAGCAGAAGCAAGACACAGGGGACGCUGAGUAUCACGAUCACGCCAUCUUCCUCACACGACAGGAAUUUGGCCCCACGGGCAUGCAGGGUUACGCCCCAGUGACAGGCAUGUGCCAUCCGGUAAGGAGCUGCACGUUGAACCAUGAGGACGGUUUCUCCUCUGCCUUUGUGGUGGCACACGAGACCGGACACGUGCUGGGGAUGGAGCACGAUGGCCAGGGGAACCGCUGUGGGGAUGAGGUGCACAUGGGCAGCAUCAUGGCUCCGCUGGUGCAAGCUGCCUUCCACCGAUUUCACUGGUCCAGAUGUAGCAUGCAAGAGCUGGGACGCUACCUUCAUUCCUAUGACUGUCUCCGUGACGACCCCUUUGACCACAACUGGCCCUCGCUGCCUCAGCUUCCUGGUUUGCACUACUCCAUGAACGAACAAUGUCGCUUCGACUUCGGUGUGGGCUACACGAUGUGCACCGCGCUACAAAAGGCGGGCCAGUCAGGAACGCAGUAUCGAACAUUUGACCCAUGUAAGCAGCUGUGGUGUAGCCACCCAGACAAUCCCUUCUUCUGCAAGACCAAGAAAGGACCGCCCAUUGAUGGCACUAUGUGCGGGAAUGGGAAGCAUUGCUUUAAAGGUCACUGCAUCUGGUUGACACCUGACAUCAUAAAGCAAGAUGGAAACUGGGGCUCGUGGAGUCAGUUUGGCCAGUGCUCCCGCACCUGUGGUGGAGGAGUGCAGUUUCGCACACGAGACUGUGACAAUCCAAGACCAGCCAACGGGGGCCGUACCUGUGUGGGCGCGACUUACCAGUUUCAGAUGUGCAACACCAACGAGUGCGAGGAUAUCUACAGUGACAUGCGAGAGGAGCAAUGCCACGCUUGGGACCCCCGCUUUGAAAUCCACAGCAACAAGCAUCAAUGGCUGCCUUAUGAACACACAGACCCUAACAAACGCUGCCAUCUGCAUUGCCAAUCCAAGGAGACAAGAGAUGUGGUCUUCAUGCAGAGAAUGGUCCUAGACGGCACACGCUGCUCAUACAAGGACCCUCACAGCGUGUGUGUGCGUGGGGAGUGUGAGAAAGUGGGCUGUGACGGUGUGGUCGGCUCCUCAAAGCAGGAGGACAAGUGUGGAGUGUGUGGAGGAGACAGCUCCAGCUGCAAAACCUUCAAAGACACCAUCACACGUACUGCCAAGAAACAAGGUUUCCUCAAAGUUCUUGAAAUCCCAAGAGGAGCGAGACACUUACUGAUCCAAGAGCUGAAAGCGACCUCACACACUUUAGCUGUAAAGAACGUUGCAUCGGGACUGUUCUUCUUGAACGGGGAAAACGAUUACCCAGAAUCCCACUCGGUCAUAGAAAAGGGCGUGGAGUGGGAAUAUGAGAAUGACAACGACAAGGAGACACUUCAGACCACCGGUCCACUCAGACAUGGAAUUCUGAUAAUGAUGAAAUUACAUGGAGAUGAGGAUGUGAAUCUGUCUUAUAAGUACAUGAUGAACAUGGACAGUGACUCUGGCAUUCAGAACAACAUGCUGGUAGAGGACAGUGCCUAUGAGUGGGCUCCAAAGAAAUGGUCCUACUGUUCCAAACCCUGCAGCGGAGGGAAACAAUACCUGCGAUACGGCUGCAGAAGAAAAGUUGACAGUAAGAUGGUCCACAAGAGCUUCUGUAACAAAUCCAACAUGAAACCUAGAGGAGACAUCAGAGACUGCAACCAGAAGCCCUGCCCUCCACCGAUUUGGGUGACAGCAGAGUGGCAGAACUGCAGCAAACCAUGUGGAAAGACGGGGAUGCAAAUCCGCUCGCUCAGCUGUGUCCAGCCGUCAGAUGACAACACCACACGCUCCAUCCGCAAUAAACACUGCAACAACCAACGGCCAGAGACUCGCAGACCCUGCAACCGAAACCCCUGCCCCACCCAGUGGAGAGUCGGACCGUGGUCACCGUGCUCAGUGACAUGUGGUAAUGGGACCCGGCAGAGGCAGGCUCUGUGCCACACCAGGGACAACACCAUCGGCCUGUGUCUGGACAGUAGGCCUGACAACAUCAUAGUCUGUCGCCUGGAUCCAUGUCCCAAGGGCUCAUCAGACCUCAACAAGAACGGCAACAUCCUGAUCCAGUGGCUGUCUCGCCCCAACCCCAACUUCCCGAAGAUCUCCUUACGCCAGCGUUGUCAUGGAGACCGCUCCGUGUUCUGUCGUAUGGAGGUGCUGAAGCGCUACUGCUCUCUACCGGAGUUCCAGCGCAUGUGCUGCAAGUCCUGCAGCAAUGUCACCAUUACAGAGCUUCUACCCAACUCCACCUCCACAUCCAGCCCCAUGACCUCCAUUCUGCUCAGUGUUACAGCUCCUCCACCCACCAGCACCCUCAGCUCUGGCUUCACCACCAUCCAACCCACCAGAGCUGUCAUCACCACCAUAUCAGCUUCUACCAUCAAUCCCUGGACCACCACUCACCCUCCUACCUUUAACACUGCUGUUCCUCAUUCCACGCUUUCCCCACUAAGUGUUACACAAAUGAUCACAACUCAUCCUUCAGCUGCCACCAUUGCUCCUGUCCUCCCCAGAACUUUUUCCAUGGCAACCACCUCAAUUAUUAAGACUUUUCUCAGUGUUACUACUCAUCCCCUACCUCUGUCUCCCCCAGACAUAGACGAGAACACAGACCCACAGUUACAGAGUACUACAAAUAAUCCAACAACAUCUGGUAUAAUAACUACCACAUACCUGCCAUCUACAACCAGUCCAACUAUGACGAACCCGACACAAUGUAGUACAAAAACAGAUGCCUCACUAAAAUCCAAGCCCAAAAAGAUUAUGCCAAAGAAAAAACCCAAAAAGGUGUUUCCACCAAAGAUCACUCAAAAAAAAAAUAUUGCACAAAAAAAUACUACGAGAAAAAAUGUUUCACCAAAGAUCAAUCCCAAAAAUAAAACAAACGCUACUCCAAAAAAGAGUACACCAGAGAACAGCAAUCCCCCCAAAAAUACACUAGAAAAAACAACCCCCAAAAAGACUACUCCACCAAACAAUACUCCCAAAAAGACAACUCCACCAAACACCACUCCCAAAAAGACUACUCCCAAAAAGACAACUCCACCAAACACCACUCCCAAAAAGACUACUCCCAAAAAGACAACUCCACCAAACACCACUCCCAAAAAGACAACUCCACCAAACACCACUCCCAAAAAGACUACUCCCAAAAAGACAACUCCACCAAACACCACUUCCAAAAAGAAUACUCCACCAAAGACCACUCCCAAAAAGAAUACUCCACCAAAAACCACUCCCCCUGUAAAGACUACUCUCAAAAACUAUCCUAAAGUGAAGAAUACUCCAGAGAAAAAACCUAAACCGACACCCAAAAAGGAGCCUCCACCAAAGGCCAAUCCUAAAAAGAACAUUCAACCAAAGACAAAAGUUACAAAGCAAAAACAAACAAAGAUAAAUCUCCAAAAGAACCCAAAACCAGGUUCCAAAAAUGGCACAAACUCUCAGGCCAAGUUAAAUCAGGAUAAGGCCAAGGUGAAAAAGAAAACACCUAAAACAGUGUCUCUAUAUUAUACCACACUUCCCACUCCACAUACAAGUCCAGAACAACUAAGAGAGUACUUUUCUUCCACGAUCUCAUCUAGCGCUAGUGUAUAUGCGACAGUUGCAGGCAUGCCUUUGCCUGAGUCCAGAAUCAAUGUCACAUACAUCAAUAACAACACAGCAACUACAGAUAAAACUCCACUGUGGUAUCAUGAUGUUUCAGCCACAACACCCAGCACUUUUGCAGAUGUCAUAACACCGACUGGAACCGCUCAUUUUGAGGAAGUCAACAUGCCUAGUGGAACCCUGCCUUACAGUGAUAUCAAAAUGACCAGCAACGGUGAUGUCACAGUUACCAGUGGGACCAUUCUCAGUGGUGAUGAUAUCACAGUGUCCUACCGCGACAUCGGAGUGUUCAGUGACACCAUGGUGCUGGACGACGGACUCACUAUGGUGAUCCCAACCAUCAACAGUGAGGAUAUGACAGACCUCGCUUCCUCACCCUGGCUGGACCUGUCUGAGUACAUUCCUGUGAGCAUCCCUGUUCCCACAACAACCUCAGACCCUGCCUUGGCCUCACCUCCCACAACCAUCACAAUGAUAACAGAAAAAUCAGCCAUCACAACUAUCACCAGUCCUCAGCGAAGACCAGAGGAGAACAGUGAGAACAACUCCAUCGACGUCAUAUACAGCAGGAUCAUCGGCAUAGACAACGACAUCUCCCAGAACAAUCUGAUCCCAAAGCGUCGGGUCAACCUCCGAGAGAGAACCAAGAACAAACGCAUUCAGGAGCUUCUGGAGGAGAAGAGGAACUUUCUCCUCAGGAUGAAGAGAGGUCACACAGCAUGAUAGACCAAGCCUUCUCAUUGCUCUUAUAGAGAUGAACGUUUUCCUUACUUUGUAAGCUCUUUUUAAACCCCUCUAAACUGCCAUGAUGCUUUCUAUCAGGCCUUUCCACAAAUAAACUGUCAUAUCACUAUCAUGACAAUCAGGACUUUUGCAGAGAGAGAAUAUCGUCGACAAAUGUUUGAACAGUUGCUUUGAAUAAAGCAAAGCCCUUUACAGUACAGAUUGUAUCAGAUUUGAAGCAAAUCGCCUCGCCUGUGUCAACACAAUAAUGAAAAACAGAAGGGAUGAAAAGUGUACAUCCAGUUUGCCAGUUUGGCCAGCUAUGAGCUUUUAUCCCCCCCAAACCAUCCACAUUCUUGUUAGAGGAUUCAUCAAUGAUGUAAUAAGGAGUAAUGUUUCUGAAAUGCUAUUAUCCCUACUGUUGCUUAUGGAUCAACAAAAUGUACCACCUAGAAUCCAAAUCUCCAUCUCCAUCUUAUAUUACAGCCCAGGACUGCAUCCCUAAACAGAUAUAGCUCACCCCCUCAUAACAGUUACUGUAAGACAGGAUGAAAAUGUCUCCUUGUUUAAGGACCUUGUUGACAUUUUUCAACCUGGACCCCAUUUUCCCAGCUUUCUGUGUCACAGCAUGUAAUGAGAACAACAAUUUUUAAAAUUGGUUCAGUAUUGAGGAAGAACGCCGCAGACGGGCUACAAUGUAAUCAUAUCGAGCAAUUGCACACAGUCAAUGUAUAUCCACUAAAAUUGCUUGUUUUUGCCACGGACAGGCUCAGAUUGUUAUUUUAAAUGUCUGACAACAUUAUGGAAAGGACCCUACAGAAAAACAGAAUGUUUUUUCUUUAUCUUUCAUCGAUCCAGUCUGUUUGUUUCACUCAGAGAAACAUCCUGUCGCAUCCACAUUGUCAAAAUCAGCUUAAUAUUCUGUUAUGACAUAGAAAAUCUUUUGGAUAAUACUAAUCAACACUUUCUGUUCUCCAACACCACAAACUCUGACAUCACCCGCCCUCCUCUCUCCAACUUUCAUUCACGUCUCUUAACAUUAUGUUCUCCUUCAAUACUUGUUAGUCACCUAGGCACUAAAAAUACAGAUGUUACCCUUUAAUUGGCCAGCACUCUGAAAACUCUAUAAACACUGCAAGAUCUUUAGAAGGCGUGAAAGCAAUGUGGUAAUGCUAUACAAUCAGAAAGUCAAAGUUCACUUUUGGUUUAAUUGAUUUGUGUAAAGUUUACGCUGCAUGGAUUGUGUUGCCUUUUCCAACGCAAACAUCUGUUUGCAUGGGGUCCCUCAUCUCUCAGGAAGGUAAGAUAAAGCAUGUUGAGGGACAUUGCUAACCAUGUGGUGCUUCCUGAAUUUUGAUGAUAUAUUUUGAUAUCUCAUUAAGCGAAGUGGAAAAACAAAAUAAGUAAAGAGAAAAAACUAUAUUGAUUGCAUUUUUCUUUUUCUUUUUUUUUACGGCCAGUCUUUUUUUUAUGGUGCUUUUUUGUCAGUGUUUCUAAAAGCGAUGUCCCUCGUGCAUUCAUUUAUGUACACAAAAAUACUAAAAUAUUAUAAUAAAAAUAGACGAUGUUUCUAUUAACUGUAUCAAAAUAGAACCUUUGGAGGCCAGUUUUUUUAUUGGUACAUCUCUAUCUUGCAGCAGCUGCAACCGCAUCUAUCAAUCUUUCUGUUCAAUAUCUGUACAUAUGAAAAAGAACUUAAUGUUUAAUAUUUAUUAAAGUUUAAAUGCUGUGGUAUUUUGCAAAAUGUCAGUGUUGUGUGAGUUGUGUUCCGGUGACAAUUAUCAUGCAGCCCUUCUUUAUCUUUUUGGCUGCAUCUAGUAGUUGUUGCCUCACUCAGUCAAUCCUGAUAUCAUCAGUAGGCAGCGAUAUAAGACUGCACAGCUUCUAGUUAACCAUCAAAUUAUCAAUAGCAUUCCUACAGGCUUUUAUUCAAACUAUGU
This is a messenger RNA of Cottoperca gobio, 7613 nucleotides long. Its product is annotated as A disintegrin and metalloproteinase with thrombospondin motifs 2-like. Gene Ontology annotation, biological process: proteolysis; extracellular matrix organization. The coding region runs from base 259 to 5673 and encodes 1804 amino acids. Lineage: Eukaryota; Metazoa; Chordata; Actinopteri; Perciformes; Bovichtidae. The record is from RefSeq and is a predicted model, not a curated record. Gene Ontology annotation, molecular function: metalloendopeptidase activity. The transcript is spliced from 23 exons. Gene Ontology annotation, cellular component: extracellular matrix.